Messenger RNA from Notodromas monacha, 1497 nucleotides. NCBI's taxonomy places the organism in Eukaryota, Metazoa, Arthropoda, Ostracoda, Podocopida, Cyprididae. The record is from the annotation of a GenBank genome assembly.
CCUGCGCCCCCCAUUUUUCUGGGUAUUAAUGAUCAAACUCAUUCUCCCUUCGACUCUGCCGAAGAAAGCUGCCUUCCUGAACUCCGCUGGGUCAGUUUCUCUCUGGAAUUUCUUCCUGUCGGCCACCAUCUUGUCUAGCGUGUUGUCUCGGAGAUAUUCUCCUUUGCUUUUUUUUUCGGGACACGCAUUCUUUUUCUCUUUGUGUGUAUGUGUUUGUGGGACACAUGGAUGGAAGUGAAGAUACUGGAGUGGUGUCCAACGAAGAGGACCCGGGUUCCAGGAGCAGUGACGGGAUUUCCGAACCUGGCCUACGACUGGACCGAGAAGGAGGCCCGUACACCAGCAGCAGUGGCGAAGAUGAUGAUGACGAUGGGGACGAAGAAGAAGAUUAUGAGGAAGAAGAAGAGGAUGGUGGAGAGGAAGAAACGGCUGACAACACGGAGGACUCUCUUUUUGAAAAUGGUGAAACUCAAGAUAAUGUUUUGGUGGACACGGAAAACAACUCCUCAGCAGACGUGCCCAGGAUGACCUCGUCCCUGGCCCUGGGGUCACUGCUCAAGUACGACACCCCCGUGGCAGUGUCCAAGGCGACUUGCACUGGAGACGAAGUCAUGCUGAGUGUGCCACCAUCGUCAGUGGCGACAUCUAACGGAGAUAUGACCAUCACUGAGGGCUCAGCUGUGGAGCAACUCCUGUCGUCCAUCACGGGUUCGUCUGGGUCUCAACAGGGCAAGCAGCACAAGGGCAUGCAGCAAGUUAUCGACAUGAUCCUGCCGCCGAUCGUGUGGGAGCAGAACGGGCAGCUGUGGAUGCAGCAGGUGUCCAGUAAACCUGCUACAAGGCUGGAUGUGUUGAACCUGCAAAGACUGCUGGAUAUGAGGCUGGAGCACAGGCAGGCAAAGGAAACUGGCAUUUGUCCCAUCAGGAGGGAGCUGUAUACUCAAGCUUUUGAUGAGCUCAUCAGGCAAGCAACUGUGAACUGUGCUGAAAGAGGCCUGCUUCUACUGAGGGCCAGGGAUGAGCUGAAAAUGACUCUUGCUGCUUAUCAGACCCUGUUUGAAAGCAGUUGUGCUUUUGGCAUCAGGAAGACACUCCAGGUGCCCAAAGCCAGAGAAGGGAGAGAAGAGCUGGAAAGACGGGUUGAGUCUCUUGAAGAUGAGAAGCUCAAGUUGCUGGAGGAAUGUGAUAGACUCAGAGGACAGCUGGAGAAUGCACAGAGACUCCAUGAAGAGCAAAGAGCAGUGGAGGCUGACAGUCACAAGAAGAAAAUUGAGUUUUAUCAACACAAAGUUCAACAAAUCAAGAACCAACUGGAGGCCAUUUUGGCUGCAAAGAAGUGAUGCAACAACUUGAGUUGGGAGCAAUUCAAAUUACCAUAUAAUUUGUCCACCAUCUUUGGUGGAGAAAUAUUCUUUCCAAUUUUACCACCAUUUUUCAACCCCUGCUCAUGUCACAAAGUCAGUCUUUCUUGAAUUAAAGCACAUUGGUUACCAAUUA